AUGGGCGUAAUAAAAAAGAAGACGGGCACGCGGGGCACCGAGGGCGGUAUCAAGUAUGUAUGCGACGUCCGCAUACGAUGCGCCGAGGACACCUGCCAUGAAUACGACCUGUGCGUGCCUUGCUUCUCCGAUGGCAAAUGCACCCGCGACCACCAGCCCGCAACACACACCUUCCAGGUCAUUGAACAGCAUUCAAUACCCAUUUAUACCGAUGACUGGGGCGCUGACGAAGAGCUCGCCUUACUGGAAGGAGCAGAGACAUACGGCCUGGGAUCAUGGGCUGAUAUAGCUGACCAUAUCGGUGGCUUCCGGGAGAAGGACGAGGUUCGUGAGCACUACAUCAACACUUACGUUCAGAGCUCCCAUUUCCCGCUGCCGGAGCAUUGCAGCAAGGAUGAUACCGCCCUGAGCGACCGCAUCCCACGGGAUCAGUUCCAGGCCCAGAAGAAGCGAAGAAUAGAGCAGCGAAAGCAAGAUGCCGCAAGUGCUCAGCCAGCCACGCCAAAGCAGAAACCAACAGCCAGUGUCCCGUCAUGUCACGAAGUACAAGGCUACAUGCCUGGUCGUCUGGAGUUCGAAACGGAGUACUUCAACGAGGCAGAAGAGGCAGUCCAGCAUAUGCAGUUCGAUCCAGGUGAUGGCAUCAAUCCGCGUACUGGCGAGACGGAGCCCGAAAUGGAACUCAAGAUGACGAUAAUGGAGAUCUACAAUUCUAGGCUAGACGCUCGUGUGGAGAGGAAGAAGAUCAUAUUCGAGCACGACCUUCUGGAGUAUAGGAAGAAUCAAACGGCGGAUAAGAAGCGCACGAAAGAAGAGAAGGAUCUCAUGAACAAGGCGAAGCCCUUUGCCCGUAUGAUGCAGCACAAGGACUUUGAGGUGUUUUGCAAAGGCCUGGAGUAUGAGCACAAUCUGCGGCAGGCCAUCUCUCAGCUCCAGGAGUGGAGGAACAUGCAAAUCACCAGCCUGAAGGCGGGCGAAAAGUAUGAGACGGAGAAACAGCAACGCCAAUCGAGAGCACCACCACUGGGCCAGUUUGACCGUCUAGCUUCCAGUAGGAUUGGCAAGCCUGCUCCACCCUUCGAGCAACCGUCUGCGGCAACAGCACUUCUCCACAGCAACCUGCCUCAGCACAUUAAGGAACAGAGCGGGCUCACUACGCCUCCACCGGACAGCAUUACCAGCGGCACCAAUGGCAUUCCAACACCGCAGCACUCGAAGACGAAGUUCGUACCAAAGGCACUUCCCGGCACGGUGCCGCUGAAGUUCGGCAAGGAGUCCCAGGCAGAUCUCCAGCUACUGACCAAGGAAGAGGUCGACAUUUGCAAAGUCCUGCGUAUCAUGCCCAAGCCAUACCUGGCUCUGAAGGAGACUUUGAUUCGGGCAGCGCUGAACAACAAUGGAAGUCUCAAGAAGAAGACUGCCAAGGAGAUUUGUAGCAUCGAUGGGCAGAAGUCGGGACAGUUGUUCGACUUCCUCGUGCACAGCGGCUGGAUUGCACGGGCGUAA
This is a messenger RNA of Parastagonospora nodorum SN15, 1506 nucleotides long. RefSeq lists its product as hypothetical. The coding region runs from base 1 to 1506 and encodes 501 amino acids. NCBI's taxonomy places the organism in Eukaryota, Fungi, Ascomycota, Dothideomycetes, Pleosporales, Phaeosphaeriaceae. The record is from RefSeq and is a predicted model, not a curated record. The transcript is spliced from 2 exons. Gene Ontology annotation, molecular function: chromatin binding; transcription coactivator activity; protein binding. Gene Ontology annotation, biological process: regulation of transcription by RNA polymerase II; chromatin remodeling. Gene Ontology annotation, cellular component: SAGA-type complex; nucleus.